Molecule: messenger RNA, 2737 nt
Organism: Papilio machaon (common yellow swallowtail)
Lineage: Eukaryota; Metazoa; Arthropoda; Insecta; Lepidoptera; Papilionidae
Gene: ssp6
Exons: 3
Coding region: 69-1919 (616 amino acids)
Molecular function (GO): protein binding
Source: RefSeq, a predicted model, not a curated record
UAUAUGAAACAUGUUGUACUGAACAGUGCUACGUCCUUCAUUCGGAGCCGGGCGCGCCGCCGCGAGUCAUGAGCUCCCCUAAGCUCAGCGACCGCUGCCCCAGCAGCCUGGCCAACGCCAAGCUCACCAACGACUCAAAGGAGGACUCACUUGAUAACUCUAUAAGGGAGUCGAUAAAGUGUGAGCGCGGCAAGGGCGAGGAGGACUGGCGACGGCGCACCAUCAUCGUCGAGAAGAAGAACGGCUCGUACGGCUUCACUCUGCAGAGCUACGGCAUACACUACAAAAAGGAAGGAGAGAUCGAGGUAAUAACAUACGUGGAGCAGGUGGAGCCGCAGGGCGCGGCGGCGGCGGCGGGCAUGCGAGAGGGUGACGUCAUCCUCUCCAUAAACGGCGUCGACGUCGAGCAUGCCGACCACGCCGCCAUCGUCGACGCUAUAAACAGCUGCGACAGCAGAAUGCGCAUCGUCGUCAUUUUUGAGGACUGCGUGCGGAAGGUCGAACUCCAUCUCAAGUACAUCAAUAUACAGAGAGCCUUGCAAGCCAAAACGCGAGAACUGGAGCAGCUCACCGUCAGGGAGAGACAAAUAUUCGACGCCAACUGGAAGACGCAUAGUCUGCCGUCGCAAAAAAAGAAAUCGUCUCCAUCGGACGUCAUCUCGGAUAGCGAGGAGAACAACGUGGCUGAAAACGGUGGAUACUGCCGGCCGACGCUGUCCAGCGAGAACGUGACGAACACCAAACCGGCCACCGGCAGUGUGUUUAUGUAUCGGUACCUAGACCCGCGGUACGGCACCUGCAUCAUCCGGCCCGAUUUGCGCACCGGCAGCUUUGUCAUCACCGUAGGCUCGCCGCGCAACAGGCGCGACUGCCACCACUGCGUCAUUGAGACUUCGGGUGACACGCACCGAGUUUCCGAAGUCUACACGACCAGUAACGGAAAACAUGGUAAGGUCCACCGAAACAACCACAGCCACGGCUGCGGACCCUGUAUGCCACCUUAUAACAACCAGGAUGCGAACAGUCUCGAGGCGUACGACUUGGCUAGCCCGUGUUGCGAUCCACACUGCGUCCCUAACUCCAGGAAGAAGGUGAGAAGGAAAAAAGAAUGCUCGAAGGAACACAAGAGGAAAGAAAAAUCCCAGCAAGUCGAUAAGUCGACACAAAAGACAGAAAAUUGUGGUCACACGCACUCGAAGAAAACGUGUAACUCGGGUCAUUGCACCGGCCGCUACCGCUACCUGACGAGCGAGUCGACACAGACCAGCCGGUGCAGCUUGCAGUCGUACACGGCGAGCGACGCCACAGCGCCCUGCGAUAACUCCGCCUCCAGCUAUAGUACCUCGCUCAGCAGCGACACACUCUUUUGGGAUAAUGACCGUUCUGAGGCCAAGGCCUCCCCCAAGAUACAAUACCAAAGCUCUCACCAACACGUCAAGCCGAAGUCUUGGGAUAAUUUGACGACAAAAGCAUUCGGAGGUUACGGCUUCGGGUACGGCUACCUCGAUACUAGCGCCAAGCACUCGAGCAGGUCCAAGAGCCACGGUCGCAGCCACAGCGGGCGCAGCACUCAGACCCAUCACGAGUAUCAGCAGAAAUCGCAGGAGAAGCAUCAACAGCGCCAGAGCGGCACGCCGCACCACUACCCCGUGUGCAGUAGGAGCCGGAAUCACUUUCAACCCACCAAGUCCCAGGAGAGCCUAAUGGUAGUGCCCAAGUACAAGCUUGAGAGCGGCGGGUCAGAGAGCCGACUGGCGUGUGAGUGCGCCGAGCCCGGGGAGUACUACCGGCGCGCAGGACCCACCGACAGUCCCGCGGAGCCCUGCAACACUGGAUACUACUCACAGAGGUUCCUCUACCCCACGCACUCGUACAAGAAGAAAGAGUCCGCCGUCAGCUCAGAAAUAACUAGAUUAUAAGCAAUAAUUAAACGCACAAUGCUCAAUUCAACGCCUAAAUGUUAGUUUAAAUAAUCUUAGUAUAGUUUUAACUAUAAGUUAGCGGCUAGAGUCGUUAGUAUUUAGAAAACGAAUAACCCCGAUACGGAAGAUACAAAGAGAGAUAGAAAAACAGGGAGGAAAUGGAAGCAGGCAAGGGAAUUAAUAAAAAAGAAACAGGAAGAUGCUUGGUAUUUUGUAUUGUAAUGUUGACGUUAAAUUGAAUCACGCUUGAUCGAGCCGCAGUGAAUGGUUUUAUCGUGUGGUUAGAGUGUUGAGCUAAACAGUUGCAUGCAGAACAAACAACAAUAAUUUUGUCUAGAUCAAAAUCUAGUUUUAGUUUAGUACUGUUUUAUACUAUAAGUGCGGAUUGAAAUUUAAAAUCUUGAUUAAAAUUGCUCGAGUCCAAUGUUAAAUGUCCGUUUUCACAACGAAGACGUGUUAAACCGUCAUGUUUUUUGACCAAAAUUAUAAUAUUGUUCCGAGACACAUUGACUGUUGAUGACAAUUAUAGGUAGUUGUAUAGACAAAUCUUUUGCUCAAUAUAAGUACUUAGUUGUAUUUUACUUUCACACAUAAUUACUAAGAAAUAGAGUCAAGUUUGUGGCCUGAACAUACAAAAUACGCACACGUUGGAUAAUUAAACAAUAGACUGUUGUAUUCAGCCAUUAAAAUAUAAAAUGUACUUAUUUUAGGAAAUAAAAUUAUGCUUUAAUAUUGUGUAGUAACGUGAUGGAAAUAGACUUAGAUGUUGUAUUAUUGAGUCUGUUCGGUGCCGUAGUCUGCGCACCGCGCUCAUC